Molecule: messenger RNA, 522 nt
Organism: Lizanozyma spartinae
Lineage: Eukaryota; Fungi; Ascomycota; Pichiomycetes; Serinales; Debaryomycetaceae
Gene: ECM1
Product: Ecm1p
Exons: 2
Coding region: 1-522 (173 amino acids)
Biological process (GO): ribosomal large subunit export from nucleus
Cellular component (GO): preribosome, large subunit precursor; nucleolus
Source: RefSeq, a predicted model, not a curated record
AUGGCUAAAAAGGUAUCUAAGAGAAGUCGUGCGGCCAGAAGAGGUUAUUUAGAAGACGAUGUGGAUGAAGGACGGGAUUUGGCAAAGUUGCCCAAGGCUGAAAAUGAUGUCAAAUCGUCUAUCAUCCGUACCACUAUUAAGAAUGAAAACUUGUUAGCGAAGAAGAUGGAGAAUCUGAAGAUCCGUAAAGAUCGUAACAAGAAGAAAACCAACACUCUUAAGCAUAAAGUUGACAGAUCUUCUAAAGUUGAAGGUGUCCUUGCUGGUAAGAUUACCCAAAGUAUAGAACGUCAUAAAUAUGUUCAAACUACACGUAAAUCGGGCUGGGAUAAGAUUAAUGGAUCUAUUUCUGUGACCAAUGCAUUGAUAGAAGCAAGCGUUCCCAAGACUGCAGCUGAAAUCGAGAAAGAGGAAGAAGAUGCAUAUGUUGCAAGUUUCUUUGAUGGGGAUAAUAUAAAAGGUAAAACUAAGGCCAUGGCACCUAAUAAUUCAUUCGCCUUAUUGGAAGAAGAGGAAGCUUAG